CCUCUCCUGCUUGCUCCGUGUGGAAAAGACGGUUUCGGGUGCAAAGUUUGUAUUAUUUUCCUCCUCCGGACGUCAGAGAUGCCCAGUGAGAGAGAAACCGCUGAUGUUGCUGCCGGUCUCCGGUUGUGUUCUUAUCUCCCUGCCCUUUCACUGGGUUUGAGUAGCGGCCUUGAGCCGCCGGUCCCUAGCGGACCUAUCUUAUCAGGCUGCCGGCAGCCUUCCCUGAUACCGUGCGACCUUUGGACUCUCCCCACUAUAUCUGACAUUUGGUGUAGCACUCACGGCGGUUGGCAGGGGCACUAGUAACUGCUCAUUGUGUUUCUCUAACCGGUCACCAUGUGGGAAUCCAACCGAGUGCGGCUGCUAUGUAUGCUCACCCUAACCUUCAUAUUCUUUGUGGUGGAGGUGGUGGUGAGCCGCAUUACCGGCUCCCUGGCUAUGCUGUCCGACUCCUUUCACAUGCUGUCAGAUGUCAUCGCCCUGGUAGUAGGCCUGGUCGCCGUGCGCUUUGCCCAGAAAACCCGCUCCACAGACAAGAACACGUUCGGAUGGAUCCGGGCCGGUGUGGUCGGUGCUCUGGUUAACGCCAUCUUCCUGACGGCCCUUUGCUUUACCAUCGUGCUGGAAGCCAUAGAGCGCUUCACAGAGCCGCAAGCUAUUGAGCAGCCGCUUGUGGUCAUCGGAGUUGGGGCCGGGGGACUUCUCAUUAACCUGAUCGGACUGUGCAUGUUCAGGGACAGUGCCGGGCUUGCCCAUGGGCACGGGCACUCCCAUGGUGGGGGUAGCUCUGGGGGAGGACACGGGCAUUCUCACGGAGCCAAGAAGCCCCACAAGAACCGAGACAGAUCAACAGGAGACGGUGUGGCAAUUGACCGGGAAGAGACCAACAUUCUGGUAGACAACUGCGGGAACUCCCACGGAGUAAUCGCGGAGGGAGCGCAGGGCAAACACGCCGACUUAGAAAGCACAGUAGAACAUCGCUUGAAUGGCAAAGUUGUAGAAAACAAUUCUCCAGAAGAAAAUGAAGAUGGUUCUCAACUGAACAUGCGUGGGGUAUUCCUACACGUUCUUGGUGACGCCCUGGGCUCUGUCAUAGUGGUGGUGAAUGCUUUAGUGUUUUACUUUGUUUUUGAGCCUUGUAUAACAAGUGAAAACUGCAUCAACCCUUGCAUUAAUAACCACUGCACUGAUCACAAAGACGUCAACCAUACCCACUUGGAUGUUCUGAACAACAGUUUGGAGCAUGAGGAGCUCAAACUUGCUGGUCCUUGUUGGGUACUUUAUCUAGAUCCUGCUCUUUGUGUUUUCAUGGUGUGUAUACUCUUGUAUACAACAUAUCCCCUAUUGAAAGAAUCUGCCCUUAUUCUUUUGCAAACCGUUCCAAAGCAAAUUGAUAUUAGUUCUUUAAAAACAAAAUUGCGAAGCUUGGAAGGUGUUGAAGCUGUUCAUGAACUCCAUGUUUGGCAGUUGGCUGAAAGUCGCAUUAUUGCCACCGCUCACAUCAAAUGCCACGAUCCUACUUCUUACAUGGAUGUGGCAAAGCGUAUUAAAGACUUCUUCCAUGAUGAAGGGAUCCAUGCAACAACCAUACAACCAGAAUUUUCAAGUGUUGAAUCUGGAUCGAGAGUUUCCUUGUGUGAGUUGUCCUGCAGAACUCAGUGUGCGCCCAAGCAAUGCUGCGGUAGCUCUGAAAAGAACUCUUCGGGGAAGAAGACAGUUGGUGGUACUCCAUCAUUUCCCAGCUUAGCAGUCAUUAGUGAAUCUCCAGAACACACAUCAAAGAGAACUACUUGUGCUGAAAAGGCUUCUACUGAUUUUCCAAUAGAAGUGGACUCCACUGUUUGACCAGUUCUAGUAAAUAAAAUAAACAAUUCAGCCAACCACUGGGGAAGCAUCCAAGAAGAAAGUAUCCCUGAUGGCGUUGGCAAUAUUAAUUAGAAUGUCUUUAUCAAAAAGGCUAGUUUUUGUAUACUCUGUUAAUGUUGAAAAUUUCUAGUUGUCAUAAUUGCUUUUAUUUUGAAUUGUUACAUUUUUGUUUAGUUUUUGUCCAGGGUAUUUUCAUUGCUGGUGCAGUAAAUUCAUAAAGGACCAUGGCCCAAUUCUCAAAACAACAAAAAAUUGGCUGUCUUAAAAUGUGUCAGUCUAACACAUGACAUUUAAUACAUUGCCACCAAUUCUAUUUUUGCACAUGGUUAUGAAGAACCAUUUUUAUUUUUGCAUAUUGUUAAAUGAAUGUUGCCCUAUUUCUGUGGUGUAUAUGCACCCUCCUCCCAGGAGUAUGGUUGUGUGGCUGUAUUGCUUGCAUUUAUUUUUAAUGGAAGUGUGUUUGCAAGUUUCAUUGUCUCUUGAAGAGACACUGUAUGCACAUGGCACCUUAGUCUAUCGUCUAAGGCAAUGCGCUCACUAUUAAUGUCUUGGGCAAUACAGCCUUUGACUGCUACCUGUAGCAGUAGGGGCUGGAAAGGGGCUACAUAGAUGAGGUAAAUUUUCAUUUAAAUUUGCAAAAAUGAACCAUGUUUAAAUUAAAUGACUUUCCAUAAUACUAUACUCAAAGGAAAUUGGUGGCAGUGAUGCAUUUUAAAAGUAAUGCAUCCCCAUUUCAAAAUAGUUUUUUAUAUACAUUACAAGUAAAGCUGCUAUGGAAGUUUAGAAAUUGUGUGACUGGACACAUUUAGCCAUAGUGUUUUGCCUCCUGCCAAAUUACAAGCGAACUUACAGUUUAUACUUCACAAACUUGAUUCUCAGAUAAUGUAUGUGCACUUUUUCAUAUUUGAAAACACCAGAAGAUCUGGCAAUCCUUUCUAUUUUAUGCAACAUUUACUAAGUUAUAUAAAAACCUAAUGGCACUUUUUAUUUCUUAUUUUAAGUACUGUGCUGAGUACCUAGUAGUACUUUGGUAUUUACAAAGUUACAGUGUAAGCCUUUAAAUGGUGUGUUAAUGCUAAUCUCCUUUUGUCGCAUCCUUGGGAAAACCAAAUUGCAAAUGUUCAUGAAUUAUAGAAAUAAUUCAUGUAAUGUUUACCAAAGCAAGUUAAAAUGUUUUACUGAAUGUACAGAAUUAAAGGCAUGCCCAGCAACAGGCUUUAACGAGAGGUGCAUGUAUACCAUUGUUUAGGGACAUAAAACUACUUGCAUUUAAAGCACUAUUUUGAUCAUGCUAUUAUAUUAUGUCACAUUAACUCUUCUGGCACAUGGAUACAGUUGCUGAUUAGAAUAAUUUUGUUUUACAACCUAUUCUAUAAGCAAUGCGAGGAAUCUUGCCACAUUGUAUUUUGCUUAGUGUGUGUGUAUAUAUGUGUAUGUAUGUGUGUGUGUGUGUGUAUGUAUGUGUAUGUAUAUAUGUAUAUAUAUAUAUAUAUAUAUAUAUAUAUAUAUAUAUAUAUAUAUAUAUAUAUAUAUAUAAUCUCUCUAUCUCUCUCUAUAUCUAUAUCUAUAUCAUCUAUCUCUCUAUAUAUCUCCAACCAUUAUUGUGUGUAUGUAUGUUUUUUGUUUUGUUUUUUCCUCCUUUUAGAUAGGGAGAAAAAAGGACCAACUAUCCAUAAAUAACGUAGUUUCACAUGUUGAGAAAACACUGUUUAGAAAGAUAUAGAUGUUAUGCGUAUAUAUGUUUGAUAUACACACACUCUAUCCAUCCAUGAUGCCUAUGCCCUUCUUGGAAUAAGAAUCCCAUACAGGAAUUCCAGUACUUUGUUUUAUUACUCUGAAAUAAUUCUGCUAUGAACAAGAUCGCCAACAAGCUGUUAGAAUUAUUAAUGUUUCCUGAAUUGUAUUUUGGCCAUUUUUUUUAAUUCUUGUACUUCAAUGGAGUGCUGCUUUGAACAAAACAAUACAUAUUGGGUAAAACACUGUUGAAAGUGGUUUAUAGUGUGAAUUAAAACUGAACAGGUUGUAUCAACUUUGAGUGAAAUUAUUUUAUUUAUUUGGGCAUCAAGGGGAUAAAGCAUAUUCAUAAAAUGAAUUGGUCUUUGUGUAAAGAAAGGAAGGAGGCAAUCAUUGUUUAGAUAGUGUGAAUAUCUAUUUCUGUUGUCUUCGAUUAACCAUAUUGACAAGCUUUUAUGGCUUCUGAUUUAGGUGUGACAAUUUAGAGACUUGGUAUACAUUUUUUAGAAGUAGUAGCAUUAUUUAUAAUGCAUCUUUAAGCCUUUUGAUAUUGAGAUGUUGUAGUUAGCAGUUUUAAGAGCCUGUUUCUUGUCAUUUUCUGUACCAUCUUGAUUACAGCAACAUUUCCAGUUGAAAUAAACUGUUCAAGGUUUCUGUUUUACAAUAACCGCCUUUGUUAUGACCAUAGUUACUUGGAUCUUUAAUUAAAAUUGUGUGCUACUUUCAGAAAAGUGCCUGCAACGAUCUAAAUGGUUUAGUGAAUAAGUAGAACCUCACUUAUUUUUUUUUAAUUUUUUUUUUUUAUAGAAAACCCUGGUUAGGUGUUCAAAUUUUAGUAAAACUAAGGAAUGUUCAAAAUGUACAGUGGGGGCUGUAUGUUUUGUGUAUGUACAUUCAAUGUGUAAUCCUUUUAUAAAAAAUAUCUUAAACAUUUUCACCAAAAUGUCCAGUAUGUUACUGGGCAAAGCUCCCCCCCCCGGCCUUUAAGAGAGAGAAUGUAAGUUGAUUACAUUUACCUGUUCAGUUUAAAUAAAAUCUUGUAUUUAUUGGAACCCUGUAAAAUUAUAGUUUGCUUUUAAAAUGUCCUUGAUGUGCACUUAGCUGUAUAAUGAUGUUAAAUGAUGCAUACAUGGGAAUCUGUUGUACAUCUGACAAACUACCUCAUUAACAAAGUUAUCAGAAGAAUCAUUGCUAAAUGUAUUAAGUUUAUUCUGUCAAUCUGAAGACAAUUGGCUGUAGCUUAUAACAUUAGAAUGUUUCUUUUUGACCAAUAUGGAUAUUUCAUAAAGCACAUUUGUAUUAAGACAAGUGUGUGUUUUUUUUUUUUUUCAUUAAAUGGGAAGUAGUGGUGGAGAUGUUUUGAAGCAGGUUUUUUUUAGAAAUAAAAUUCCGUAGCUCAGAAUAAUCCAUAAAGGGGCUUCUCCCGCCACAUCUUUCCUUUGUCAUAAGCAAUUAUAUACAUUGCAUUUUAUGGAGCUUGAAGAGGGUGAAACAAUUUGUUUAAAGUUUAUGUAUCCAUUUCAUAGCACUGCACCAUGUAUAAGGUUCGUAGGGCUGGUUUUUGGAAGUCCCUCUAUAUAAUAAACAUGUUUUUCUUUGCAAACAAAGGGAAUAUUGUUGACUUUUAUUUUAUGUUUAUUUAUCAUUUAGUUCUUGAAGCCAAGAAAGCCUCUGGUUAACAUUUCUUUUGUUCUUUUUCUGUGAUAUCAAUUGGGUAGCUAUAAGUGUAAAAUUCAUAUACACAAAUGAGAGAGUGAAAUGAUCUGAUCCCCAUCAUUAAAUUUAUAAAGAAUGUGACAGCAAAAUCCAGAAUUUCAUGAUUCAGCUUUAGUGUUCAAUUUUAAACAACUUUCCAAUUUUGUCCUAUUAAUUUGCUUGUGAUUCUUUCCUAUAGAGCAUACCUAACAGGAGCAGCAAUGCACUGUGGGAGCUAGCUGCUGAUUGGUGGCUGCACAUAUAUGCCUCUUGUUAUUGGCUCACCUGAUGUUUUCAGCUAGCUCCAAUAGCGCAUUGGUGCUAUUUCAAAGGGUGCCAAGAGAAUGAAACACAUUUUGAUAAUACAAGUAAAUUUGAAAGUUGUUUAAAAUUGUGGAGAACUGCUGGUCCAGAGCACAAAUGGACGCUGAUCCAGUCGGCAGCAGAAGAUUCAUUAUUUAGCUGUGACUGCCAUUGCUGAUUGGUUCUCUUGACCAGCAGAAACGAAUUAGAGCUCGUAACUUGUUCCACUAUAAUGGCUCUGACCAGCAAUAUAACACACUAACCUUAGAUUUACCUAAGACUACCAACGUAUAUAUUACGCAAACUCUAUAAAACUUAAGUCCUAUUUAUUUUUAUAGAUACUAAAUUGGAUUAUACAAAUAAGCAGCAAAAUUGCCAUAGUUGAAUUUAAAAAGAAUACACAUUAUGCAGCUAAAAUACAAAUGCUUUGAAUCUACAGAAUAUGGUUAUAUUAAAGGAACAUAAAACACUUUUGAUAUUGUAAUAUAAAUUGUUCAGCUAUGAGUAUUAAACAUCAAUGUACUUUCAACACUUAAAGGGACAGCCUACACCUAUUGUUUAAAGGGUCAGGCUCCUCCCAAAAUUUUUAUUGAUUUAAAAGAUAGAUAAUCCCUUUAUUACCCAUUCCCCAGUUUUGCAUAACCAACAGUGAUAUUAAUAUACUUUUUUUUUUUUUUCUUUUUAACCUUUUUGAUUUUCUUGUAUCUAAGCCUUUGCAGACUGCCCCAUUAUCAGUUCUUGUGCUAGACUUGCAUUUUAGCCAAUCAGUGCUGACUCUAACUCCACAAGAGUGAGCACAAUGCUACCUAAAUGACACACAUGAACUGCAGUAUCUAACUGAAAAACUGUCAAAAUGCACUGAGAUUAGAGGCGACCUUCAAGGGCUUAGAAAUUCGCAUAUGAGACUACCAACCAGCUUUCAACAAAUAAUACCAAGAAAAUAAAGCAAAUUUGAUGAUAAAAGUAAAUGGGAAAGUUGUUUAAUAUUUGCAUGCCCUAUCUGUAUCCUAAAAAUUUAAUUUUGACUUAAUUGUCCCUUUUAUUUGUCACAUUUUCCUGUCAUUUAACUCUGAACAUUGUGGUCUUUCCAGUUCUCAUGAGAAUUAGAAAUGCUGUCUUCAAACUUGACAGUGUGAGAUUCCACACUGCCGUGGUUUGCACAAGCUUGAGACUCAUUUAUAGCUGUGCACUUAUUGGCCUCAGCAGCUGAGAUUAGAUAAGGGCAACCAAGAUUAAAAAAGGUUGCACCUCUGGACACUAAAACAUUACACUUUUUCAUUUCUUCAGUAUUUAUACAGUGAAUCUAAUUACCUAUGCAUUGAAUACUUCAUCAUAUGGCACCUAUUUUGUUUAAUGUACCUUUAACCAUAAAAAUCCUAGUACUGAAUAAAUUAUGGAAAAUCCAAACUAAUCAAACAAUGCUCUUAGCACACAGUAGCCGGUAUGACAAGCAUACAUUUACAUGGAACCAAACGAAGUGUAAAUCCAAAUAUUCUGGUCAAUGCAAAGGAUCCCAAAAGGCAUCCCUUACUCUAGCUACUGCCAAAGCUAUUCAUCUCACUGGAAGCUUUUCCCACUCAUUAAACAGAUCGUGAAUACAAUUUUAAAAAUGUUUUUCCAAUUUUAUUCUAUCACAUUUUCUUUGCAGUAUUUGAAUUAUGAUAGAUUUAUUUUUUUGGGGGGCGGGGGAUUAAAGGGGGUUAUGUCCCUUUAAGGUGUUAUAAAAUGCAAAUAUUUUCCUUCAUCAUUCAGAAGGAGCAUACAAUUUAAACACUGCAGUGACUGUGGUCACGUGGCAAGCAAAUGUACUUUUCUACUCUAGCACAAAUUUAUUGGCCCCUCCUUUUUUUUACAUUUGUAUACCCUUGAUAACAAUUUAGUAAGGUGAUCCGAGUAUCAACAGUUGUCACUUAGCUAUUUGCAAUGUUAUUUACUAAAACCAUAACAAAAAUAUACAUUUGUUUUAACAUUUUUUGUUUUUGUCGCUGCUUUCUCACAUGCAAUAAAAUAUAAAAAUUGUUGUAUAUUAAGAA
Bombina bombina (fire-bellied toad) is the source of this 7631-nucleotide messenger RNA. RefSeq names its product solute carrier family 30 member 1 (gene SLC30A1). Bases 337 to 1845 code for a protein of 502 amino acids. NCBI's taxonomy places the organism in Eukaryota, Metazoa, Chordata, Amphibia, Anura, Bombinatoridae. Gene Ontology annotation, cellular component: Golgi apparatus; membrane; endoplasmic reticulum. Gene Ontology annotation, biological process: detoxification of zinc ion; intracellular zinc ion homeostasis; zinc ion transmembrane transport. The record is from RefSeq and is a predicted model, not a curated record. Gene Ontology annotation, molecular function: calcium channel inhibitor activity; zinc ion transmembrane transporter activity. The transcript is spliced from 2 exons.